AGAAAGGAGCUGUUGGAAAACUAAACGAACCAAAACUUUACUUCUCUACAGCAUGCCACAGAAAGAUUUCAGAAGUCAAACGAGCUGGGAGACCGGUGUGGCCUCCAUGAUGCAAAACAGUCACAGUGGAGUAAACCAGCUUGGAGGUGUGUUUGUGAAUGGGAGACCUUUACCUGAUUCUACCAGGCAGAAGAUAGUGGAGCUGGCACACAGUGGAGCUCGACCUUGUGACAUAUCCAGAAUACUGCAGGUGUCUAACGGCUGUGUGAGUAAGAUCUUGGGCAGAUAUUACGAGACAGGUUCGAUCCGUCCUCGGGCCAUAGGAGGGAGUAAACCCAGGGUGGCCACUCAAGAAGUAGUAGGAAAGAUUGCUCAUUACAAGAGAGAGUGUCCGUCCAUUUUCGCCUGGGAGAUCAGAGACCGGCUGCUGGCAGAGGGAGUCUGCACCAACGACAAUAUACCCAGUGUUUCAUCAAUAAAUCGAGUGCUCAGGAACCUAGCCAGUGAUAAGCAGCAAAUGGGAACAGUGGGAGCUGAAGGGAUGUUUGACAAACUCAAGAUGCUCAAUGGACAAACCACCUGGGGAGGACGCUCAGGGUGGUAUGCUGGGACUACACUCACUACCACUGAGUGUCCGCAGGCAGAGGGAGGGGAAAACACCAUAUCAGUUAGUUCCAACGCUGAAGACUCAGAGGAGACUCAGAUGAGGCUUCAGCUGAAGAGGAAACUGCAGAGAAACAGAACGUCUUUCACACAGGAGCAGAUAGAAGCCCUGGAGAAAGAGUUUGAAAGGACUCACUAUCCAGAUGUGUUUGCCCGAGAACGCCUUGCCAACAAAAUAGACCUUCCAGAGGCGAGAAUACAAGUUUGGUUUUCUAACAGACGAGCGAAGUGGAGAAGAGAGGAGAAACUGAGAAAUCAACGUCGCCAGUUGUCCAACUCCUCCAACCAUAUUCCCAUCAGCAGCAGCUUCAACACCAGUGUUUACCAGCCUUUACCACAACCUACGACACCAGUGUCCUUCUCUUCAGGGUCCAUGUUGGGAAGGUCAGAUUCAGUUCUGUCCAACAGCUACAGCCUACCAGCCAUGCCCAGCUUCAGUAUGGCUGCCAGCCUGCCUAUGCAAGUUUCCAGCCAGACCUCUUAUUCCUGCAUGCUGCCCACCAGCCCCACUAUAAAUGGAAGAAGUUAUGAGACAUAUACUCCUCCACACAUGCAGCCACACAUCAACAGCCAGUCAAUGACGUCCUCUGCAACGUCAACAGGUUUAAUUUCCCCUGGUGUCUCAGUUCCAGUUCAAGUUCCAGGAAAUGAAGUGGACAUGUCACAGUACUGGCCACGCCUGCAGUGAUAUAACUUCCCUUGUGAGUGUGACCACCAGCAGUGACGGCUGCAACAGGACUCUAUGGGACAUCAGAGCAUGCCCUAUCCCUACUUUACAGCUUGAAUGUGAAUGCACCUGUCAUUGAUGGAAACAGACUGCACUGCAGCAAAUACAUUAAGGAAUUACUCUUAAAACGUUCAAACCAAAUUCUGGAGACAAGCAGGACAGAAGUUUGAGUAAUCUUCCAACUGAAGGAUUGUAAUAUCACUACAAACUAGUACAAGUUCAGCUACAAGUGGAUCAAAGGUCUUAUGGAGUUCUGUCUCCACAUCAUCUCCUCCUGCCAUUCAAGCCCAGAAUGAAAAGCUCUGGCCUGAGCUGUGCUCUGGAAGCUCAGGAAGAUGGCCCAUCCUGGUAAUCCUUGGUAACACUAAACUCCACAUAGGAAUAAACUGCAGUGUCUAUUUGGACAUUCUGUGGGAAGACAUAUUACCUCCACUUUCAGUUCCUAAUCUAUAUCACGUUGGUGUAUUUGUAGCAAAAAAGAUAUUGACUGAAACAUAAAGGGAAGAACUUAAUGAAACUUGAAAUGUCUGCUGUGAAUUAGUUUCAUCGGCAGAUUCCAAAAGCUCCGGCCUGGAAUGUGUAUAGAAUUUCAGAAUGUGGAUUCUGGUGAUAUAUGUUUGGUAUUGUAAAAACCUUGACCUGGGUGUGAUUUGCUAACUAGCAUGGACUGAAAAACAAUGUCUGUUCAGGGGGUAAAAACUCUGUCUGUUUUAAUUCCAAAGCUCCUUUGUCCAGAAGUUCAUCAUUAAACAAACUAUUGAAAGACUGGAAGCAAAACAAACACUUUGCUAGCUUUUAAAACAGUGAACAUUAGAGUGUGUCUGGGAUGUAAAUAUGUAUCUAAUUUUUAAGUGUAAAGUAUUUGUCUUCUCCAGUGAUCUGGUAGGGUUUCCAUAAUAAAGUUAUUUCA
Messenger RNA from Cottoperca gobio, 2300 nucleotides. RefSeq names its product paired box protein Pax-6-like. The record is from RefSeq and is a predicted model, not a curated record. Gene Ontology annotation, molecular function: RNA polymerase II cis-regulatory region sequence-specific DNA binding; DNA-binding transcription factor activity, RNA polymerase II-specific. The transcript has 11 exons. Lineage: Eukaryota; Metazoa; Chordata; Actinopteri; Perciformes; Bovichtidae. The coding region runs from base 53 to 1351 and encodes 432 amino acids. Gene Ontology annotation, biological process: regulation of transcription by RNA polymerase II; anatomical structure development.